AGUGUUCGAACCAACCACGAAAAGCAACUUUUAUUCAUACGAUUUUGUUUCAUUUUUGUUUCGGCGGCUUGCGUAGUUCGACAACUUACAACACUGAAGAACAUAAACAAUAAAGGCGCCGAAAUGAAGCAAGUCGAAACUAAACAAGAAAUGGAGCAAGCAGAAAUUAAACAAGAAAUGGAGCAAGCAGAUAUUAAUCAAGAAAUGGAGCAAGUAGAAAUUAAACAAGAAAACAUAACUAUCGUGGAAACUAAGGAAAAUGUGGAGCCACCAAAUAAGAUAAACUCAUUAAAAUCAUUGGGACCCUUCAUAGCAGCACGAGACAACAGUAAAAAUACGGUUUAUUUAAGUGAUGUGCCUGAUGUUUGCAAAGAAAAGCCUUGCAUGCUGGGCGUUGAUGAAGCUGGUCGUGGUCCAGUGUUGGGACCAAUGGUCUACGGCAUAGCCUACUGUCCGCUGGAAAGCAAACAAGUGCUAGAAGACUUGGGCUGUGCAGACUCAAAACAGCUGAACGAGGAGAAACGUGACUCAAUCUUUGAUGAGCUCAAUACCUUGGACUAUGCCACCAGCUGCGUUGGCUGGGCGGUGGAAAUAAUAUCACCCAAUGUUAUUAGCAGCAGCAUGUUCAGACGCACCAAGUGCUCAUUGAAUGAAGUGUCUAUGGAUUCAGCCAUGGGCUUAAUACAGCAGGCAAUUGAUGCGGGCGUCAACAUAGCUGAAGUUUAUGUGGACACAGUGGGCCCACCAGAGAAGUAUCAGGAGAAGUUGCUCAAGCGCUUCCCCAACUUUAAGAUUACUGUUGCCAAGAAGGCCGAUUCCACUUAUCCCAUUGUAUCGGCGGCUAGUAUCUGCGCUAAGGUUACACGCGAUCAUGCGUUGAAGGUCUGGAAGUUCCCCGAAGGCCUUUUCAUCAAAGAUAAUGCUUUUGGCAGCGGCUAUCCAGGUGAUCCCGUAACCAAGCGUUUUCUUACAGAGCAAAUUGAUGCGGUCUUUGGGUACCCACGUCUGGUGCGCUUCAGCUGGUCCACGGCGGAAAAUGCGCUGGCAGAUAAAGCUUACAACAUGGAGUUUGAUGAACCGGACUCCGAGAAACCCAAAUAUGCCGGCACUAAGCUGACCAAGUUCUUUAAGGAAACUACUAAAACUGGCGAAGUGAAGCGUGUGGAGUGCCGACUGUUUAGGGAGUGUCAUCUAGAUAAUGUUGUGGACUUUUAGUUCUUA
Drosophila busckii is the source of this 1221-nucleotide messenger RNA. RefSeq names its product ribonuclease H2 subunit A. Gene Ontology annotation, cellular component: ribonuclease H2 complex. Gene Ontology annotation, biological process: mismatch repair; DNA replication, removal of RNA primer. The record is from RefSeq and is a predicted model, not a curated record. The transcript has a single exon. Gene Ontology annotation, molecular function: RNA-DNA hybrid ribonuclease activity; RNA binding. Lineage: Eukaryota; Metazoa; Arthropoda; Insecta; Diptera; Drosophilidae. The coding region runs from base 124 to 1215 and encodes 363 amino acids.